CACACACACAUACACACACACAUGCACGCACACACACACACACAUCCAGGAGGAGAGGGGAGCGCCAACAGACUGCCAGCUCCCUCAGGUCCGCUGAUGGAAGCUAAACAUCCGUCUGUCACAACACAUCUCCAUCGCUGUUUUCCCUCAUUUUUUGUCUUAAGGAAAGACAACAACAACAACAUCGCGUCAAAAGGGGGAAAAAAAGCUUCAAAAGUCACUCUUUGCCCAAAUGACUGACCGCUGUUGGCGCUGUUAAACUUGUAAAAAAAAAAUGGAUUUAAAGGCGCGCUGGUAGUACAAUUAACGUCAUAAUUGACACCUUACAAGACGAGAAAGACGUCCACUGUUGAUUCCUUCGCCCCGAGCAGCACCACAGACUCUCAAUGAAGGAGCCUGACGCAAUCAGCUCUUCAUUGGGCAAAUACCCCGAAACCUUGAGGAAAAAGACCUCAAGCCCAUUUUUGAGCAAUUCGGCAAGAUUUACGAGUUGACGGUGAUAAAGGACAAAUACACGGGGAUGCACAAAGGAUGUGCCUUCCUGACAUACUGUGCACGUGAGUCAGCCCUCAAAGCCCAGAAUGCAUUGCACGAGCAGAAGACACUGCCCGGGAUGAACCGUCCCAUCCAGGUGAAGCCAGCAGACAGCGAGAGCAGAGGGGAAGACAGGAAGCUCUUUGUGGGCAUGCUGGGAAAGCAGCAGACCGACCCCGACGUGAGAAAGAUGUUCGAACCCUUCGGCAGCAUCGAGGAGUGCACAGUGCUCCGCGGACCGGAUGGCACCAGCAAAGGGUGUGCAUUUGUUAAGUUCCAGUGCAACGCCGAGGCCCAGGCUGCUAUCAACGCUCUCCAUGGAAGCCGCACUCUACCGGGAGCCUCAUCCAGUCUGGUUGUGAAGUUUGCCGAUUCGGAGAAGGAGCGGGGGCUUCGGCGGAUGCAGCAGGUGGCCUCUCAGCUGGGAGUCAUCAGUCCCAUGACCCUGCACCUCGGAGCCUACAACGCCUACACGCAAGCUUUGAUGCAACAGCAGGCGCUAGUGGCCCAAUCAGCUUACCUCUCUCCUGUUGCCACGGUGGCGGCCGUUCAGAUGCAACAGCUGGCUGCCCUCAACCCCAGCAGCCUAAUUGCCAUGCCGAUCGCAUCCAUCACCCCCUCUUCAGGUACAAGCACUCCGCCCUCCAUGGCAGCCACGCCGGUUCCUGCCCUGCCUCCACCAAUUGCAUUGAGCAGCUACCCCUCAGUGCCAGCGCCACCUAACGGCCAAUCAGCAAGCGAGACCCUGUACACCAACGGGGUCCAUGCCUAUCAAGCUCAGAGUCCUGUCCUGGACCCCCUGCAGCAAGCUUACACAGGCAUGCAGCACUACACAGCUACCUAUCCUGCCGCCUACAGCCUGGUGGGGCAGCCGUUCCCUCAUCAGCCCACUCUGGUAGCUCAGCAGCCCCAGCAGCCACAGCAGCUACAACAGCGUGAAGGUCCUGAAGGAUGCAACAUUUUCAUCUACCACCUUCCUCAGGAGUUCACUGACUCUGAAAUCCUGCAGAUGUUCUUGCCCUUCGGAAACGUCAUCUCAGCCAAGGUCUUUGUUGACCGCGCCACCAACCAAAGCAAAUGCUUCGGUUUUGUGAGUUUUGACAACCCGUCUAGCGCUCAAACUGCCAUCCAGGCCAUGAACGGCUUCCAGAUCGGCAUGAAGAGACUGAAGGUGCAGCUGAAGCGGCCGAAGGACGCCAACAGACCUUACUGAAGGAGAAGAAUUUAGGAGUUCAAUCAAGAGAAAAAAAAACCACCUCGGGGGAUGUCCCGGCCUUGUUUGGUUGUUUGACCAACCAUGUUAGCACAGGAGCGUCGCCGCACAAAAAGCAGCGUCACGUGCUAAACGCUUUCCUCGAGCAGCAGCCAAACGCAGUAACGUUAUCAUCAAAAAGCAUACCGAGCGGCUGGAUGAGUUCCUAAUCAUUCCACAGCGGGAUACAUUCAUACGAUGUACAUAUUCUAGUGUCAGUGUUCUACAUGUUAAAAGAAAAACCACAUCACUGGUGAGAUGUGAUACUGAACAGGGUUCUACUGUAUAGUGAUUUGUGUCAGAAGGGGAAUGGAAAUAUAUUCUGUGUGACCUCAACUGGUCAUUUUGUUAUGUAGUUAGUUUGAUUUUUAUGAUGGGAUUUUAAAACAGAAAGACGCUUGAGUAGAUUCUGCUGUACAAAAAAAAAAAAAUACUACUUUUCAAAUUCACAAAGUGGAAGGAAGGGCUGGGAUAUUUUAUAUCUUUUAUGUUGUAUGCUUAAUUUGUUUAGUAAUCAAUUUGAUGAGAAGUACCGGUAUGUGCAUUUUUUUUUUUUUUUUUUAAACUAAUUUAAGAAAAGAAGAUAAUGGAUUCCUUCAAGACAAUGAAUAUACUUAUUAUAGAGUUUUUAAUGACAUAAAUUUAAGGACAUGUUUCUUUAUUUAUUCUCUACAAUCGCUGUUUUAAAACAAUAAAGUACAAUUUAGAAGAAAACGUUGUGGUUUGAAUG
Molecule: messenger RNA, 2516 nt
Organism: Entelurus aequoreus (snake pipefish)
Lineage: Eukaryota; Metazoa; Chordata; Actinopteri; Syngnathiformes; Syngnathidae
Product: CUGBP Elav-like family member 3
Exons: 14
Coding region: 521-1747 (408 amino acids)
Biological process (GO): mRNA splice site recognition; regulation of alternative mRNA splicing, via spliceosome
Cellular component (GO): ribonucleoprotein complex; nucleus; cytoplasm
Molecular function (GO): mRNA binding
Source: RefSeq, a predicted model, not a curated record